AAGUGCCGUAGACACCUGAGUUCAGGGGAUCAUUUCAACGGAAGCAUUUACCAACAGUGAUUGCAGAUAGUCCCAUCACAUCCACGAUUCCAUCAUGGACCAAACUCUGUAUUCAAGCAAAAUAGUAGAGGACCAACCUUCCAGAACAAAGAAAACAAGGCGAUGUGAUGGCUUCAAGAUGUUUUUGGCAGCCCUCUCCUUUGCCUAUAUAAGCAAGGCACUAGCUGGAGUCAUUAUGAAAAGUUCCAUCACGCAAAUAGAAAGGAGAUUUGACAUCCCAUCUUCCUUUGCUGGUUUGAUUGAUGGAGCAUUUGAAAUUGGGAAUUUGCUGGUUAUUAUAUUUGUGAGUUACUUUGGAUCCAAACUACACAGACCAAAGUUGAUUGGAAUUGGUUGUUUCAUCAUGGGCCUUGGAAGUAUUUUUACUGCCAUGCCACAUUUCUUCAUGGAAUAUUACAGGUACUCAUCAGAGGAUGACAUCAACUCUCUAAGAAACUCCACAUGGAUAUGUUUAGCAAAUCAAACUACAUCACUCACUGGAGCCUCACCUGAGAUAGUGGGGAAAGACUGUGAAAAGGUAUCCAAGUCACGCAUGUGGAUUUUUGUGUUGAUGGCAAACAUGCUUCGUGGGAUAGGGGAAACACCAAUAGUGCCCCUGGGAGUUUCCUUUAUUGAUGACUUUGCAACAGAAGGGCACUCUUCUGUGUAUUUAGGUAUUCUGAAUACAGUAGCAAUGAUUGGUCCAAUCAUUGGCUUUCUCAUGACAUCUGUGUUUGCUCGGAUGUAUGUUGACAUUGGAUACGUAGACAUGAGAAAUAUCAGAAUAACUCCCUUGGAUGCUCGUUGGGUCGGUGCCUGGUGGCUCAGUUUCAUUGUGUCUGGAAUAUUUUCCAUUAUUUCUUCUAUACCCUUCUUUUUUCUACCCAAAAUUCCAAAUACAUCACAGAGAGAAAGGAAAAAUUCAGCAUCUCUGAAUGUACUCAAGACAGAUGAAGGAAAGAAUCACAUGACUAAUUUGGUGAAACAGGAGAAAAAAGCUGCUGUCGACAUGACCGGUUUCCUAUACUCUCUGAAAAGCAUCCUUACCAACAAGCUAUAUGUCAUAUUCUUGGUGCUGACAUUGCUACAAAUCAGCAGCUUUAUUGGCUCCUUUACUUACAUCUUCAAGUUUGUAGAGCAACAGUUCAGCAAGUCGGCAUCACAGGCCAACUUUGCAUUAGGAAUUAUAACUUUACCUACUAUGGCACUUGGGAUGUUUUUAGGAGGAUAUAUCAUUAAAAGAUUCAGAUUGACCCUGAUUGGAAUCGCCAAGUUUGCGUUAUUCACCUCCUCAAUAUCCUAUGUCUUUCUGCUAUUAAAUUUUCUUCUAAUCUGUGAAAACAACCCAUAUGCUGGCCUGACCUUGACCUACGAUGGAAUGAACUCAGUGGACUCGCACAUAGAUGUACCACGUUCCUAUUGCAAUUCAGACUGCAGUUGUGAUCAAAAUCAAUGGGAGCCCAUCUGUGGAAAAAAUGGAGUGACAUACAUUUCACCUUGUCUGGCAGGAUGCAAAUCUUCUAGUGCUGAUAAGAACCUUAAUGGUACAGUAUUCUAUGACUGCAGCUGUAUCAGAGACUCCGGUUUCCAGACCACCAAUCACUCAGCCCAUUUGGGUGAAUGCCAGAAAAACAAGUGCCAAAAAAAAUAUUACUUUUAUAUAACUUUUCAAGUUGUGAGUUCUUUCUUUGUUGCAAUGGGAAGCACCUCUUUUAUCAUGAUUGUGUUGAAGACUGUCCAACCUGAAUUGAAAUCACUUGCAAUGGGUUUCCAUUCACUGGUUAUCCGUGCACUAGGAGGAAUUCUAGCUCCCAUCUAUUAUGGGGCAUUCAUUGACAAAACAUGUAUGAAGUGGUCUGUCACCAGCUGUGGAACACGAGGUGCUUGUAGGGUAUAUAACUCUACAUUGUUUGGAACUGUCUACUUGGGUUUGAACACAUCUUUAAAAACUCCAGCACUUCUUUUAUAUCUUGUAUUAAUUUAUGUCAUGAAGAAAAAAUAUGAAAGAAAAGAUAGCAAGACAUUGGAAAAUGAUGGAAAAGUUACAGAUGAAGGAAACCAAGAACCCUUAAAUAAAAAUGGAUACCAUUCUGUACCUCUUGGUACAUCACACAAUGAAACACCUUUUUAAAGAAAGAAAAACAUACAUCUUCCAAACAGUUUCCUGGUUCUUUCAUUGAAGAUAUCCACGCUUUACAUACAAUGAAUAAUGGAUGAUCUAUGACUUUGUAAUAAAAAGAAGCUAUAAAUCAAAAUGAAUAGGAGCAUCCUUUUCUGGACAAAGCUGUGUAUUUGAGGCUAGGAUUGGAAUGUAUAAUCUGUACAAAUUUAAAGCAUCAGAGUGAGUUAGUUUACAAUAGAAAAGCAAGUAUUCGCUUAAACAUUCAUAACUCGUAAAACAAAUGGCUAGGAUUUGCAGAAGGGUAAAGGAAGGAGAUAAACUGGUUGACAGUAUAAGGAGAAAUACCUGAUAGCUUUGAAAAUAAAAGUCUGAAUAGUUCUAUUCAUGCCUGAAGCCCGCUGAUGGACUUCACAACAUAACCUCUUCUGUUAUCCAUGUUAACUUGUGUACUUUGCAGAAUAAUUAAUUUGUAAUUGCAUUUCACAGCAUACUCAUCUUCAAAACGGAGAUAUUAAAAAAUUACAAACCGUGGUAUUCAGAAAACCUAACACAGAAUGCAUUUUAAGAGCCAUGGAAAUGUUUGGAAAAUUCCACAGUGACUAAAGGAAAGAAAGACCAUUGAAUAAAUGAGCCUUUACUUCUCAUGUCAGCUCUCUGAGAUGAGUGUAUGUCAGCCAAAAUGUGUAUCAGAGAACAUCAGAGUUCUACUAUUUACCAAUGCUGUAUUUGCCUGGUUUUCUUGUUUUGGAUGUAAUACAUACACAUGUAUAUUCAUGUAAAUAAUCACUGAAAUGAAGAUAUGCCCUAGACUGAAUAAGACAAACAACUUGUGAUAUUGAAUUUUGAAAUGAGAUUGGAUGUAGUGUGAUGGAUGGUAGAGGUUGCACUUGCUUUAUUGUUUAAAAUGUUAAAACACUU
This is a messenger RNA of Phodopus roborovskii (desert hamster), 3079 nucleotides long. RefSeq names its product solute carrier organic anion transporter family member 1B2. Gene Ontology annotation, cellular component: membrane. The record is from RefSeq and is a predicted model, not a curated record. NCBI's taxonomy places the organism in Eukaryota, Metazoa, Chordata, Mammalia, Rodentia, Cricetidae. Gene Ontology annotation, molecular function: protein binding. Gene Ontology annotation, biological process: transmembrane transport; sodium-independent organic anion transport. The transcript has 15 exons. The coding region runs from base 95 to 2170 and encodes 691 amino acids.